This is a messenger RNA of Scheffersomyces amazonensis, 3817 nucleotides long. RefSeq lists its product as uncharacterized. The record is from RefSeq and is a predicted model, not a curated record. The coding region runs from base 113 to 3784 and encodes 1223 amino acids. The transcript has a single exon. NCBI's taxonomy places the organism in Eukaryota, Fungi, Ascomycota, Pichiomycetes, Serinales, Debaryomycetaceae.
GCAUCUUGGCUCUGCAUCCACACCGCAACCAAAACGACAUUUGUUAACCGAUACCAAAGUGCUAUCAACCAGUUGCAGUGGAGGAGUACCAGUCAGUUGAGGAGUACCAGUCAUGGAUAACUAUAAGGACGCCUAUCUCCAGCAAUUGGCUCCGUAUGUGCGAGUCCACUUUAAUGAGUACGAGUCACAUGAGGUGAGUCAGGUGCUAUGGGCCCAAUUUGUUCAUUACAGUAUCUAUGGUAAAGUAUGGGAUAAUGGGAUAAUUAAGAAUCGACUUACGAGUGUUCGAUAUAUCAUUGAGAGAAUUGCUGAUCCGGAAAUAGAAAUACCGGUUCGAGAAGUCACUAGCGAGGAUAAGCAUUCGAUCUUAUCUCCGUUCAACAGUGAGUCUGACUUAUUUCCUAAUGGGAUCUUAGACGAUAAAUGGUUUAGUAAGUAUAUAAAUGGCUUACCAUUUGCUAUAAUAAUCAGCUUUAAAUUAAGUAGUGAACUUGAGCAAUUGAGUGAAAGGAUUAGCCAAUUCAAACGGCAAUGUCAAACUCAACAUAUAACGUUUAUUGCCUUAAUUAUAUCGGACAAUGAUGCAGUCAAUGAUGAAGAAGCAAUUAAUCAAUUACGUAUAUUAACUGGUUUACCUCGAUUAACAGGAUUACUCUACUUAAAUAUUAGUAAUCCAAACACUAUAAAACGAGAUUGUGAAGUGCUAGUACAAUCCUUACUAACGAAUUUAAAACCAAUUGGUCAUGAAUUCUAUACCAAUAUUGAAUAUAAGAUUAAACAACGAAAUAAGAAGUAUUAUACUAUACCUUCAACCAGUCAUUUAUCUAUGAAAGUUCAAUUACAACCGAAAUUCUUAGCUACGAGGAAUUUAAUUAAGCAAUGUAUAAUAAAUCAAUUCAUUAAUUAUUAUAAUCUUGAUAUAACUUUAAAAUUAUUAGAACAAGCUUAUCAAAAUCUAAUUGAAAUCUUAAGUGAUGUACAAAUUAAACUUGAAAUUACAACCGAGAAUCUUUCACAAUAUGAUGGUAAAUUAUAUAAUCAAGUCCGUACCUUAAUUGAUGUUUUAGCACUUCAUAUAGUAAGAAUAUGCUUUUCAAUUGAAGAUCCUAUACAAGCAUUAAGAAGACAUGAAAUUCAUGUAUUAAAUGUUAAUACAAUCAUUGAAAAGGAGAACCACUGUAAAUGGACUUCAAUUCAAUAUGAAUGGUUAGGACAAUUGAUGAAAUUAAUUCCUUCAUCAAUACUUAAUAGUUUAACCACCAAUUCAAUUCGAAAGAAAUCUCGAUUAAAUCGAAAUAUUCUUGGAUAUUUCGGAGGAAUCCGAUUCGAUGAUGAUGAUUAUGAAAUCAUAACUAAUCCUGGUUUAGUAUUUAUUACAGCAUAUACUUAUCUCCAAGAUUUCAUAUCUAUACCUACUAAAUUAAAUUACUUGACUAAUUAUAAUAAUGAAUCUGAAUUAAGUAAUCAUAAAUUAGAUUUAUUAAAUAAUGCUUGUCGAUUAAUUGCUAAGGAUUUAAAUUCGAAUUUCAUAUCAUCUCAAGAAGAUUCUUAUGAACUUUAUACUUCAUUAAUUAAUUGGUUAUUAGGGGAAGAAUAUCUUAAAAUUAAACAUUAUAGAAAUGCAACGGAGAAUUAUUUAGCUUGUUUAUCUAAGAAUACUCGAAAAUGGCCUCAUAUUUCAAAACUUAUUAUGAUGAAAUUAUUAUUGUGUUAUUCAUAUCUUGAAGAUCAACGCUUACAAUUAUGUACUAUCUUGAAAUUACUGUCAUAUAACUUUAGUGUACCUUCAACUAGUAAGAUAUCUCAAUUAAAAUUUGAUUCAGAUGCAGAGUAUGAUGUUUCAGAAUUACCUAAUUUAUUCAAAGUAGAUGUGUUUAUGGCCAAUGAGAAUUUCAGUCCAGAAACGUCAGUAUAUGAUGCAGUAUUAAUUCAAUUUAUACUUAAAUCGACCAUUAAACAUCAAUCAAUUUAUAAGCUUUUACCUGAAUCCACUGAGGUUGACUUGUGUAUCAAAUCAGUCGAGGUAAAAGUUGAUAAAUUGGAUGGAAAGAGAGCUAAAGGUAUAAAGAGUAUACUUAUCAAUAAUAAUAAUCCCAGUAACAAAGAUAAAGAUGUCAUGGAUCAAUCAUUGAGUAUUGUUGAUUUAAAGGAUAUAUCCAAUGGAAAUGGAAGUGAACUCAUAACUGAGACUAAUCUAAAUUAUUCAGAAGGGAUAGAUAAUGUAGUACAAAUCUUACAAACAGCCAAUCAUUCAGGAGUAUAUGAAAUCCAAUCAAUUAUCCUUAAUUAUACCAUUACCCUAACUCAUAAUCAACAAGUAAUCCAUCUUGAUAAGAUUGAGAAAUUCAUUAUUGCCGAUUCCAUCAAACUGAGUUUCCCAACUCAUCAUUUAACUUAUUAUACUGUCAAGGGACCCAUACAAAUGAGAUCACAUUUAAUGGGAUCUGCCACCUCAAUUAAAGUGAAUGCUUUAAAACCAAACUUAUCAAUAAGUUUACAAGAUGCAUCAUUACUUAAUUGUGUAAUUCUUGGAGAAAAGUUAACUAUCCCAUUUAAACUUAAUUUCCAACAUCCUAUACAAAAGAAAAUCAUUUAUGAUAAAUUCCAAUUAUCUACCAAUAUCUCUGUAUUAGAUAAAUCCAAUCAAAAAGUUGAUGAAUUUAAUAUUCAAUCGAAUUGGAAUGAUUUAAAGGAUGAUGAAGUAUUGGAUUUAUCUAAUUUAGUUGACACUGGACAAGAGUAUCAUAAAUUGAAUGUUAAUAUAUUUAAACCUCCUAAUACCAAUUAUAAAUCAGAUGAAGGAUUUAAUAUUUGUAUUGAUAUUAAAGCCAUAAUAAUUGAGAAUGAAGAUGAACAUGAACAUGGUUCACCACCAUUGGAUCUUCAACCAUCAUUAAUCUAUGAUGUUGGUAAUUAUAAUUUACCCAUUAUAGUUAAUCCAUUUCUGUGUAGAUAUAUCAUUAGUCCUCGAUUAAGAAUGGAUUCUAAUGAUAUGCCAUCACCAUUUUUAUUGAAUUCAGAAACUCCUACGCCGGCUUCAAUGCCUAUAGCCACUAGAACUUGGUUAGGUAAAGUAUCAUUUAUUGAUAAUUUCAAAUUAUUUGAACAUGAACAACCACAAAAUCUUCAAGUUGUUGAUGUUGAAUUCCAUAUUAAAUCCAGUAAUGGAGAUUUAAUUGUGGAUAUAAUCAAUGAACCAAUAAUUAACCAUAACCAUAAGGAUAAGGAUAAGGAUAAGGAGGAAUUAAAGUAUCAACAAUUAUUUACUAUAAGAAGUAAAAAUGGAUAUUCACAUCGAGACGUUCAAACUUUAACUUCAGUGAUUAUUAAAUGGAAACGUUUAGAUCAAGAAUCAAUUAAUAUAUAUAAGAGUGAAGAAUGGAAAAUUGUCCUUCCCUUAUCAGAUCCUCGAGUUUUAUUAACUAUAGUACCAGAUAAAUCAGACAGUCAAAAAUGUAUUCUUAGAUAUGUGUUAGAGAAUCCUACUCCCAGAAUAUUUACUUUUACAACUCAAUUAUCUAAUGAAGAUAAUCAAAAUCAAUGGGAUUUUUCUUAUGAUGAUAAUAUUGUCCCCCUUCGUCAAACUCCCUUCCCUGUUCUACCAUUUACUCGACAUAUUAUGGAAUUUGUUAGUAAAUUUACAUCACCUGAUAGUAUGAUUAAAUUACCGUCAUUUAAAGUAUUUGAUGUACAAUAUAAAAUCUUAUUACCAACUUUAUCAGUUGAUGAUAAUAUUACUGUUUCCAAACAAGGAUUAUUUUGGAAUAAACAAUUAUCAGUAUAAUAUUAAGAUUAAUAUUAAUAUUAAUUACUAUAU